CGAGCGCGUCAGGCGGCGUCUGCUUAAAGAUUCGUCUGCAAUCAGAAUUAUUAUUUUUCUCCCAUCCAUUUGCACAUGUCCAGUCUAACAAAAAACUUCAAAAGAACAUAUUAAACUAGGAAAAUGGAGUUUUUGUUAAGACAAUUUCAAAACAGGAACUUGCUUUCCAUUUGCAAAAGCUUUCAACCAGCAAUUAAUCAUGCCACUUCUAUAUCUUUAGUCAAUGAAACUUUUGGCAAAGCUUUGCUCCACACAACAAAUGUUUCAAUGGCACAGCAGCAAAAAGGGCCCCAAAAAUGGCCAAUCUAUAAUAAGAAAAUGUUUCCUCCACAGUUACCUGGAGAGGAAAGAAGACCAGCAUAUGUUUGUCACAUGAGAACCAACAUCAAGUAUAGCCCAUUUAAGAUGUGGUAUGUUGCAUCAAUGAUAAGAGGGAUGUCCAUUGAUGAAGCUCUCAAACAACUUAGCUUCGUGAAUAAGCUAGGAGCUGUCCAUGUAAAAGAAGCCUUGUUGGAGGCCCAGAAGCUUGCUGUGGAGAAACACAAUGUUGAGUUUAAAAGUAAUUUGUGGGUAGCUGAAUCUUUUGCUACCAAGGGACUUGUUUACAAGGGUGUUCGCAGGCAUGCCAAAGGAAGAGUUGGAGUAAUACAUUACUUCCACACUCAUUACUUUGUCCGCUUAGAAGAAGGAACACCUCCUCAACAUUUCUACUUGGAGACUGUACCUAAAACAACCAAAACAUUGUUAUCUGAAUGGGUUGAUGAAAUGAGGCAGAGGAGAAUCCCUCUCUCAUUAUAGUUCUCCCAAGUGCUGGUUUCUUAUAGUUGAAUGAAUAAAAACAUGUUUAAUUCCA
Messenger RNA from Daphnia pulicaria, 853 nucleotides. It is a transcript of the gene mRpL22, whose product is annotated as 39S ribosomal protein L22, mitochondrial-like. The record is from RefSeq and is a predicted model, not a curated record. The coding region runs from base 124 to 798 and encodes 224 amino acids. The transcript has 3 exons. Gene Ontology annotation, biological process: ribosome assembly; translation. Gene Ontology annotation, cellular component: ribosome; mitochondrial large ribosomal subunit. Gene Ontology annotation, molecular function: structural constituent of ribosome. Lineage: Eukaryota; Metazoa; Arthropoda; Branchiopoda; Diplostraca; Daphniidae.